UUUCCAAAAACUUUGGUGGCGGCCGCUCCACUGGCUUCGCCAUCGUCUACGACCCCCUGGACUUUGCCAAGAAUUUUGACGUGCCAGAUAGUUCCAUGCACUAAGACAAAGGCGACCCACUUUCCUCUCCGCUCUCUGACAUCAAUUUUGUUUGGGGCGGGAUUAGUCAUUGCAAUAUUGAGUCAACCAACACAACGCAGCUGCACUCUCCCGCACACACCAUGCAGUCCAAGUAAUAUUUCAAAACGAGAAGCGAUUCGCACCACCACAGCUGCUGGUAAUAUUCUUCUGUUCGGAUUUCAAAUAUGCAUGCUGUGAUGGCCAAACGACUGCUCCCCCAUGUACCCUCCUUCGACGAUCCUGGUCCCGAUGAACUCGACAGCCCAGCCAUAGAGGCGGCGGCCCUAGACAUACCCCCGCAAGUAACAGAUAAGGCACUUCAAAAAGGUUUCUGGGAGCGUCCCACAUCGACCACCACAUAUGAGCCACCCAGCGAAGGAACUGUGCUGCGCUUUGACAUUCUGCUCGCCCACAUCAUGCCCCCAGACGGGGAGGAUGUGAAAAUCAAGCGUUAUGUGGUCUACGAGCUCACCGUGCGCCAAGACGGCACCGAAGAAGAUGCCCAGCCAGCAAAGGUCGAGCGUCGCUAUACGGAUUUUCGUGAGCUGUAUCUGGGACUGAAACGCCGGCACCCGGCUGAGAUGGCGAACAUGUACUUCCCCAACAAGGUGCUCUUGGGUAAUUUCAAGUCCGAGUUGAUUGGCGAACGAAGUGCUGCCUUUGAGCAGUUCCUUACGUACGUGGCCGGUCACUCCAAACUGCGCGAUUCGGACGAAUUUUUGCACUUUCUGCAGAACGACGAACUGAGCCGGGCAUGUCAGUUUUUGGACGAGCGUCGCCACGAAGCCAUUCCCAUUCUCGAAAACUGUUUUCUUCUGCUGAACAAGAUCUACAUGAAUCGCGCACGCCCACUACUUCUGAUAAUCUGCCGCCUGGUGGCAGCCUGCACUUCAUCGCCAGUGCCCCACCACUCCGCCGAGCGCUGGGCUCUAUUGGCCCUGAGUCGCUUUGAGACUGUAAGCGACAUUGAUUUGCUUCCGCUCUAUAUUCCCCUGCUCCACACCUGUGCUCAUCUGUGGUGGCAGCGCGGGCAGGACCAAAAGCACAUCACCGAUCGACUAACGGACAUGUCAAAACAGGGCAUCAACACGGCCUACACCGCCAGCCUCAUGCAGGCUAUACACAAGAUCGAUCCGCGCACCGAAACCAUGUAAAUCUCACGUCAGAUUAUGUAUGACAUCAGGAUCGGUAUCCCCUAGCUGCAAUUAGAUAACUUGUGCAAUUAUUAUUAAGCGUAAAAUGAUUAGUUAAGCCGUAGUUUUCGCACGUCAAUGUCCUAUAUACACAUGUAUCUUUGUUGUGUUGUCCCAAGUGGAGUUGUGCAAGUUUAAAAUCCGUUUAACCACUAGAUGAAAAUUCAGUCAUAAGGGAACUGUAAUUGUAGGACACUUCCAUAGCCUUGUGGCUUCAUAUCAGGGCAUUUUUUGCUGCUGUGUCUGCUAGCUCGUUUCCAGCCAUGUUUACAUGGCUGGGAUUCCAAAGUAAUGUAAAUUUCGGAAAACACCUUUGAAGUAAAUUUCGAACUUCACUGGCCUAAAAGGUAGAAUUCGACGUGUUUUUUAUAUCGUUCAAUGAGGAGAUUGUUUUUUAAACGACCGUAAGGAUUCAUGUAUGGCGAUAAUUUCAGAUGAAACGAGAAGUAACGUGUGAGUCGCUUCUGUUGACGCGACUCUACUUUUUUACCCGUACUCAAUAUAUAAAUUUGUAAUCUUA
This is a messenger RNA of Drosophila obscura, 1833 nucleotides long. It is a transcript of the gene Snx21, whose product is annotated as sorting nexin-21. NCBI's taxonomy places the organism in Eukaryota, Metazoa, Arthropoda, Insecta, Diptera, Drosophilidae. The record is from RefSeq and is a predicted model, not a curated record. Bases 306 to 1274 code for a protein of 322 amino acids. The transcript is spliced from 5 exons. Gene Ontology annotation, biological process: protein transport. Gene Ontology annotation, cellular component: early endosome membrane. Gene Ontology annotation, molecular function: phosphatidylinositol phosphate binding.